Aspergillus pseudonomiae is the source of this 1990-nucleotide messenger RNA. RefSeq lists its product as uncharacterized. NCBI's taxonomy places the organism in Eukaryota, Fungi, Ascomycota, Eurotiomycetes, Eurotiales, Aspergillaceae. The record is from RefSeq and is a predicted model, not a curated record. Bases 740 to 1990 code for a protein of 416 amino acids. The transcript is spliced from 2 exons.
CGCCCUAUCAUGUCCGAGCUGAUCGUUGAUUUGAAUUUCUGAUUAAAUUUUCCAAUCUCCAACAUACACCCUCUUUUUCCUUUGGUUCCUCUGCUCUCUUCCUCUGAACUUUUGUAUCUACUCUUGUGAUCACUUCAUCUACGGAGUUCUGAGAUUUCGUAUGGGAACAACAGCCCCUGGUGAUCCAGGUCCCUAGGAUGGCAUUCGUCCUCGGGUGAUCCGGACUACGUCUCUCUCCCCAAGGGCCAUCAGUUGACCCACCAGGCUCAAUUUCCUUCCGUGUCCUCGCCCUGUGUAUCAGCCAAUAGCGAAAUUGCCGCAUUUCCUUCAUUUCUGUGUAUGCCUGCGAAUCAGGUCCAAAGGCUGCAUUAGGUCAAUGGGAUGUUUGACAUGUGAGGCUUGGAGCUGCAAUAAUUGGACACUAUUGGUGCAGGGCACCGGAUUCAGUCUGUAGGCAGCGCUUUUUUUUUUAUGAGGAUGGACACGUCAGCAGCCUCGCGAGAUUUGAGAAUGCGAGGACUUCGCCUUGCCACUUCUUCCGAUAAAAAAAGCGGAAUGAUGGAGUCAAUGCACUGAGAGCAAGUAUAAGGAGGCCAGCGGAACCUGCAAAAGUGGCGGCGUCGCAUUCGUUUUUCCUCAUAACCUACAUACACUCUCCUCUUCGAUUUCUAUUCCCUCUUCACCUUCCCUCUCCAGCUUCCCAAUCGUCUCCCUUCCAGAAAAUCCCAUUUCCUGCAAUAUGUUGCUUACACAUCACAUGGACAACUUCAAACCGUGGACUCCCCCUCACACAAAAUCAUUCUCACAGCACAAAUCCCACAAAUCACGCACUCCAAGAGCCAGCAAUCUCACCCACCCCAACCCUCGGCAUGAUUCCCUCCCCAGCACUUUGCCAUUCCCCAAGCAUAGCCUCCCUGCGCGGCCACCGGCCGAAGUCUGUGUGAAUAUCAGCACAAACACUCAGCCGGCAUCUCCACCCGAUCCAGCACCUCACACCUCAAAUUCAGAUGAAAUAUCACCCUAUGAUUUCCAAGAUAUCACUGACACUCCGAUUGAGCCGCCCUUCUUUCGGGAAGAUACUGUCGAGGAUGGCCCAUCAUCACCCAGUAUGUCUAGCUCGGACGAUAGCUUAAAAGAGUUCUUCAGGCUUCCAGAUAUACAGAACGACAUUCCCAUUGACCCGUUAAUCCUUGCCAACGACGGACCUUGGGAAAUUAGCGACCUGCACCAACCUGUCCUACAAGACGACAGUCUUAUUAUUUCAGAGACAAUUUGUCCAUAUCCUGAACCUCCACCCAUUCUCCACCAUGUACCUGACCAUCAUAGAGUUUCCAGCGAACGGCCUCGCAGCCAGAAUGGGAAUAUUCAAACAAGGGAUCACGCUCACGCUCACGCCCACAUCCAGAGCCCCGGACAAUUACACCCAUCCCAUCACAAUAGUGAAACGGGCGCGUCUUGCUCCAGUGGCGCCAGUAAAAACCUCCACGGCAAACCGUCUAAAAAUUGCAAGCGAAAGAGGCAUCAAUCAGAAGGACGAGCUCCUAAACGGCUUCGAGAUCUCUCUACAAUGCCUGCAACUGAAGAUUCAUUUACCUCUCUUCGCUCUCGUUUCCUGUGCCUGCCCCUUGAUGAACGUUUGCAGUUCCUUUCUUGGCUGUUCGAAGGCGCCUUGCCACGUUGCAUGCCUGACACUGGUCCGACAACGUGUGAAGACCGAGAUGCGCAGUCAACCCGUCGCUCAAUUCCCCAGCAUGAGAUUGAACAAACUCAGCGCAAUUGCGGGGAGGCCCAAGGCAGCUCUAGGAAGGGGAUGCCAUGGUCCCCUGAAGAGGCGGGCUUUCUGCUGAAGCUAAGAAGGGACAAGAGACGACCUUGGUCAGAGGUAACAAGGUUAUUCUCGGACCGAUAUCCUGGCAGAAGUCCGGGUUCAAUCCAAGUCUUUUGGAGUACGACCCUCAAGAAUAAGACGUUCGCAGCCUGCGGCAUUUGA